ACAGCAUAUCAAAAGAACGGCCUCCCUCCUCCUCAGUCCUCCCUCUGUUUUCUCCUUUCUCCUCCUGCGCACCAUCAAUUUUCAAGAAACCCUCCACCUUCCUCCGGCCUCCCACCGCCGGCUCCCCCUUCCUCUGCCCUCUCCGCCGCCCUAUCCGCCUCCACUGUGGAUUAACAUUUUUGCAGCCUAUCUCCAAGGGGGGCUCGUAUUCAAAUCAGUCCUCAACUGAACUGAACGGAAAAGAGAGGAUAUGGCGGCAAGGGUGCAUCACUCCCUUCAAUCUCAUACAACCACCUUCACCACCUUCUUCUUUCCUAAAUCCAUCAACAAAACCCACAACAAAUGGUUCUCACCAUCAUCCAGAAGAUCACCAACUGCUUUAUACUGCACUUGCAGCAGCACUUCUAGCCAAGAUCCAUUUGUCCUCACCACCCCGCUUUAUUACGUCAAUGCCCCUCCUCACAUGGGCAGUGCCUAUUCCACCAUUGCCGCCGAUGCUAUUGCUCGCUUUCAGAGGCUUAUCGGAAAGAAGGUUAUAUUCAUCACAGGCACAGAUGAACACGGAGAGAAAAUAGCUACCGCCGCCGCUGCAGGUGGCUCCACCCCAAAUGACCAUUGUGACGCAAUUUCACAAUCUUAUAGGGCGUUGUGGAAAGAUUUAGAUAUAUCUUACGACAAGUUUAUUCGCACAACUGACCCUAAGCAUGAAGCUAUUGUGGAAGAAUUCUAUUCGAAGGUUCUUGCUAAUGGUGAUAUUUAUCGAGCUGAUUAUGAAGGACUAUACUGUGUCAAUUGUGAGGAAUACAAGGAUGAAAAAGAACUGCUUGAAAACAAUUGUUGUCCAAUGCACCUAAAGCCGUGCGUCUCAAGGAAAGAAGACAAUUACUUCUUUGCACUGUCAAAAUAUCAGAAAAAGUUGGAAGAUAUUUUAGAGCACAAUCCAGAUUUUGUACAACCAUUGUAUCGUUUAAAUGAGGUUCAAAAUUGGAUGAAAAGCGGGCUGAAAGAUUUUUCUAUAUCCCGAGCUUCAGUGGAUUGGGGUAUUAGAGUUCCUAACGACCCGAAACAAACCAUAUAUGUUUGGUUUGAUGCCUUGCUAGGUUAUAUAUCGGCAUUGUCGGAUGAUCAUGAGCAACCUAGUUUACAAACCGCAAUUUCAUCCGGUUGGCCUGCUUCGCUGCACUUGAUUGGAAAGGAUAUAUUGCGUUUUCAUGCAGUUUACUGGCCGGCUAUGUUAAUGUCCGCUGGAUUGAGCCUUCCCAAUACUGUUUUUGGCCAUGGUUUCCUGACUAAGGAUGGUAUGAAGAUGGGAAAGUCACUUGGGAAUACCCUUGAACCAAAAGAGUUAGUGCAAAGAUUCGGGCCUGAUGCCGUCAGGUACUUCUUUCUCAGAGAGGUUGAAUUUGGAAAUGACGGUGAUUACUCUGAGGAACGCUUCAUCAAUAUUGUCAACGCACAUCUCGCCAAUACAAUCGGAAAUCUUCUUAAUCGUACACUUGGACUUUUGAAAAAGAACUGCCAAUCAACUUUGGUUGCUGAUUCGAGUGAUGCUGCUGAAGGUAUUGAAUUCAAGGAUACUGUAGAAAAGCUGGUUGAAAAGUCAAAGGUUCAUUACGAAAGUCUCCAACUAUCAUCUGCUUGUGAGAGUGUGAUGGAAAUCGGUAAUGCUGGCAAUCUAUACAUUGAUGCACGUGCACCGUGGUCUCUUUUUAAACAAGGAGGUGAAUCUUUUGAUUCUGCUGCAAAGGAUCUCGUGCUUAUAUUAGAAGCAGUGAGGAUUAUCGCGGUUGCAUUGUCGCCCGUUACACCAAACUUAUGUCUUAGAAUUUAUCGUCAACUUGGCUACACCGACCAACAGUUCCAUGCUGCCACAUGGAGUGAUACAAAUUGGGGUGGGCUGAAGGGUGGUCAGGUGAUGGCUCCACCUACCCCCAUCUUUGCUAGGAUUGAAACGGUUGAAGAAGCCGAAAGUGGGCCCGCUACUGAGAAGAAAGUUUCAAAGAAGAAAGAGAAGGCAUCACGGAGUCAAAGUACCAUCGGAGCCUAGACGUAUUUGUGAAGUUACCUCAUAACGAAUUUAUCGCUCUAAUUGGAAUUUUCAUAUUUAUAAUAAAAUGGUUCAUUGUUCAUC
Helianthus annuus (common sunflower) is the source of this 2131-nucleotide messenger RNA. RefSeq names its product methionine--tRNA ligase, chloroplastic/mitochondrial. NCBI's taxonomy places the organism in Eukaryota, Viridiplantae, Streptophyta, Magnoliopsida, Asterales, Asteraceae. The transcript has 13 exons. The coding region runs from base 251 to 2047 and encodes 598 amino acids. Gene Ontology annotation, cellular component: chloroplast stroma; mitochondrion. Gene Ontology annotation, molecular function: ATP binding; methionine-tRNA ligase activity. The record is from RefSeq and is a predicted model, not a curated record. Gene Ontology annotation, biological process: methionyl-tRNA aminoacylation.